Messenger RNA from Corticium candelabrum, 619 nucleotides. Its product is annotated as indole-3-glycerol phosphate synthase-like. Gene Ontology annotation, biological process: L-tryptophan biosynthetic process. The coding region runs from base 45 to 500 and encodes 151 amino acids. Gene Ontology annotation, molecular function: phosphoribosylanthranilate isomerase activity; indole-3-glycerol-phosphate synthase activity. The transcript is spliced from 3 exons. The record is from RefSeq and is a predicted model, not a curated record. NCBI's taxonomy places the organism in Eukaryota, Metazoa, Porifera, Homoscleromorpha, Homosclerophorida, Plakinidae.
CUGGACCAGCUUCGGAGUCUAAAAAUGUGGCCGAGAGGUAUGGUAUGCAGUGCCUAGUCGAGGUUCAUGACGAACUGGAAAUGGACAAGGCGAUCGAGGCGGGUGCGCGGAUCGUUGGAAUCAACAAUCGCGACCUGCGAACGUUCCACACGACGCUCGAUGUCACCGACAAACUGGCGCACAGGGCGCCAUCUGGGUGCAUUCUAGUGAGCGAGAGUGGGAUCAAGACGCGGGAUGACGUGGAGCGUAUCAGACGCGCAGGUGCCACUGCAGCGCUUAUAGGUGACGCCCUUGUUUCUGCGCCUAGCCCUGGCGCUAGGCUGAGAGAGUUGACAUGUCAGGCGCAGACUUACUUGGAUUACUAUUCUGUCCAAGUUGUUCGACAACAGUUGCAACUGAGGGAUCAAAAACAUGCAGAAUUAAAAAAAUUGGUUGGUAUUUUUGCCAACCAGACUGCUGAUUUUGUAAACAGUGCCAUCUAUCAGUGUGGACUGGACUAAUGUGUUCUGUUGUGUUGCAAUGGUUUGGUUUUGACACCCUGCUUCUAGGACAGCAUCAUACUCCGUAUUUAGUGUUUCAACCAUGCAGAUUCUGCAGAUUUAGACUCAAAUUUAACGGA